AUGAACCGGCUGUGCAACUCACUGGAGCCUAGAGUGAUGGACGAUGACAUGCUUAAGCUGGCUGUCGGGGAGCAGGGCCCACAGGAGGAGGCCGGGCAGCUGGCCAAGCAGGAGGGCAUCCUCUUUAAGGACGUCCUCUCCCUCCAGCUGGACUUCCAGAACAUCCUCCGCAUCGACAACCUCUGGCAGUUUGAGAGCCUGAGGAAGCUGCAGCUGGACAAUAACAUCAUUGAGAGGAUUGAGGGCCUGGAGAGCCUCACACAGCUGGUCUGGCUAGACCUGUCCUUCAACAACAUCGAGGCCAUCGAGGGGCUGGACACGCUGGUAAACCUUGAGGACCUGAGCUUGUUUAACAACCGGAUCUCCAAGAUUGACUCUCUGGAUGCCCUGGUCAAACUGCAGGUGCUGUCCCUGGGCAACAACCACAUUGGCAACAUGAUGAACAUCGUCUACCUGCGGCAGUUCAAGGACCUGCGAGCACUCAGCCUCUCUGGGAACCCCAUUGCCGAGGCAGAGGAUUACAAGAUGUUCGUCUGGGCCUACCUUCCUGACCUUGUGUACCUGGACUCCCGGCGUAUCGAUGACAACAUGGCAAGGCUGGCGGAGAUUAAGCACCAGUACAGCAUCGACGAGCUGAAGCACCGGGAGCACCUGAUUCAGGCCCGGCUGGAGGAGGAGCGGGCCCAACGCGAGGAGCUGGAGGAACACAAGGCUGCGUUCGUGGAGUACCUGAACGGCUCCUUCCUGUUUGACAGCAUGUAUGCCGAGGACGUGGAGGGCAACAAGCUGGCCUACCUGCACGGUGUCGGCGAGCUCCUCGUAACCUACAAGGACAAAUUUGUCAUCAUCUGCCUGAACAUUUUCGAGUAUGGACUGAAGCAGCAGGAAAAGCGGAAAGCGGAGCUUCACACCUUCAAGGAAUGUGUCCACGAGGCUAUCCAGGAAAACCAGGAGCAGGGCAAACAGAGGAUUGCCAAGUUUGAGGAGAAGCACUUGCUGAGCCUGAGCGCCAUCCGAGAGGAGUCCGACCUGGCCAGCAUGGAGGUGAAGAUAGUGGAAUACAGUGAGGACAUCACUGAGCUGUCCAAUGUGCUCAUGACACUGGAGAUGCAGCUGGUAGAGCAGCUGGAGGAGACUAUAAACAUGUUUGAAAGGAACAUCAUCGACUUGGUAGGGCUCUUUAUUGAAAACGUCCAAAGCCUAAUGGCUCAGUGCCGGGACCUGGAGAACCACCACCACGAGAAGCUCCUGGAGAUCUCCAUCAACACCCUUGAGAAGAUGGUCAAGGGCGAGCUUGAUGAGGACCUGCCUGACGACGUUCGCGCGCUUUUUGUGGACAAAGACACACUUGUGAAUGCUGUGGGGGCCUCCCAUGACGUCCACCUCCUCAAGAUUGACAACCGAGAAGAUGAGCUGGUGACCAGGGUCAACUCUUGGUGCACACAUUUAGUGGACAAGGUGAGUAGAUAUAACCAGCAGGCUGCACCAACACCUCUAGCUACCAGCCAGGAAGAAACAAGGCCUCUCCCCUAGUACAUACGUUUGCAAGAAGAAAUGAAGAAAGUAGUAAAGUUAAGGACUGUAGAACUCUACACUAAAGACUUCCUGUUGGCCACUUAGAUUCUAAAGCCCAUGUGCUUCAUCAUUUUUUUAACUCUCACCUCAA
Miniopterus natalensis is the source of this 1666-nucleotide messenger RNA. RefSeq names its product dynein regulatory complex subunit 3 (gene DRC3). Lineage: Eukaryota; Metazoa; Chordata; Mammalia; Chiroptera; Miniopteridae. Gene Ontology annotation, molecular function: protein binding. Gene Ontology annotation, cellular component: cilium. The record is from RefSeq and is a predicted model, not a curated record.